AUGUCUGGAAAGCGCGGUCGAGGUUCUACCUCCGGUAACAAGCUCAAGAUGACUCUUGGUCUGCCAGUCGGCGCCGUCAUGAACUGCUGCGACAACUCCGGUGCCCGUAACCUGUACAUCAUCUCCGUCAAGGGUAUCGGUGCGCGCCUCAACCGCCUGCCCGCUGGCGGUGCUGGUGACAUGGUCAUGGCGACCGUCAAGAAGGGAAAGCCCGAGCUGAGGAAGAAGGUCAUGCCCGCCGUCAUUGUCCGCCAGAGCAAGCCAUGGAGGCGAGCAGACGGCAUCUACCUGUACUUCGAGGACAACGCCGGUGUCAUCGUCAACCCCAAGGGUGAGAUGAAGGGCUCUGCCAUCACUGGACCCGUCGCAAAGGAGGCCGCUGAGCUGUGGCCGCGUAUCGCCUCCAACUCCGGUGUCGUCAUGUGA
This is a messenger RNA of Alternaria burnsii, 426 nucleotides long. RefSeq names its product 60s ribosomal protein l23. The transcript is spliced from 4 exons. The coding region runs from base 1 to 426 and encodes 141 amino acids. Gene Ontology annotation, cellular component: ribosome; cytosolic large ribosomal subunit. Gene Ontology annotation, biological process: translation. Lineage: Eukaryota; Fungi; Ascomycota; Dothideomycetes; Pleosporales; Pleosporaceae. The record is from RefSeq and is a predicted model, not a curated record. Gene Ontology annotation, molecular function: structural constituent of ribosome; large ribosomal subunit rRNA binding.